Messenger RNA from Mandrillus leucophaeus (drill), 3671 nucleotides. RefSeq names its product CD163 molecule (gene CD163). The transcript has 16 exons. NCBI's taxonomy places the organism in Eukaryota, Metazoa, Chordata, Mammalia, Primates, Cercopithecidae. The record is from RefSeq and is a predicted model, not a curated record. The coding region runs from base 204 to 3671 and encodes 1155 amino acids. Gene Ontology annotation, cellular component: membrane.
AUUGAAGAAAACAUGAGUACGAAAUGGAACCUCAGCUCUUUCAAUGACUUCCCUUUUUGGGUUGACUCCGCCUCCGUAUGUAGCCUUUUCAUUUUCAUGAGAGUGAAGUGAUUUUUAGAAUUCUUAGUCCUUUUCUUUAGAAGAACAUUUCUACGGAAUAAUACAAGAAGAUUUAAGAAUCAUUGAAGUUAUAAAACUUUGGAAUGAUCAAACUCAGAAUGGUGCUACUUGAAGACUCUGGAUCUGCUGACGUCAGAAGACAUUUUGUCAACUUGAGCCCCUUCACUAUUGCUGUGGUCUUACUUCUCAGUGCCUGUUUUGUCACCAGUUCUCUUGGAGGAACAACCAAGGAGCUGAGGCUAGUGGAUGGUGAAAACAAAUGUAGUGGGAGAGUGGAAGUGAAAGUCCAGGAGGAGUGGGGAACGGUGUGUAAUAAUGGCUGGAGCAUGGAAGCGGUCUCUGUGAUUUGUAACCAGCUGGGAUGUCCAACUGCUAUCAAAGCCACUGGAUGGGCUAAUUCCAGUGCAGGUUCUGGACGCAUUUGGAUGGAUCAUGUUUCUUGUCGUGGGAAUGAGUCAGCUCUUUGGGACUGCAAACAUGAUGGAUGGGGAAAGCAUAGUAACUGUACUCACCAACAAGAUGCUGGAGUGACUUGCUCAGAUGGAUCCGAUUUGGAAAUGAGGCUGACGAAUGGAGGGAAUAUGUGCUCUGGAAGAAUAGAGAUCAAAUUCCAAGGACAGUGGGGAACAGUGUGUGAUGAUAACUUCAGCAUCGAUCAUGCAUCUGUGGUUUGUAAACAACUUGAAUGUGGAAGUGCUGUCAGUUUCUCUGGUUCAGCUAAUUUUGGAGAAGGCUCUGGACCAAUCUGGUUUGAUGAUCUUAUAUGCAACGGAAAUGAGUCAGCUCUCUGGAACUGCAAACAUCAAGGAUGGAGAAAGCAUAACUGUGAUCAUGCUGAGGAUGCUGGAGUGAUUUGCUCAAAGGGAGCAGAUCUGAGCCUGAGACUGGUAGAUGGAGUCACUGAAUGUUCAGGAAGAUUAGAAGUGAGAUUCCAAGGAGAAUGGGGGACAAUAUGUGAUGACGGCUGGGACAGUCAUGAUGCUGCUGUGGCAUGCAAGCAACUGGGAUGUCCAACUGCUAUCACCGCCAUUGGUCGAGUUAACGCCAGUGAGGGAUUCGGACACAUCUGGCUUGACAGUGUUUCUUGCCAGGGACAUGAACCUGCGGUCUGGCAAUGUAAACACCAUGAAUGGGGAAAGCAUUAUUGCAAUCACAAUGAAGAUGCUGGCGUAACAUGUUCUGAUGGAUCAGAUCUGGAGCUAAGACUUAGAGGUGGAGGCAGCCGCUGUGCUGGGACAGUUGAGGUGGAGAUUCAGAGACUGUUAGGGAAGGUGUGUGACAGAGGCUGGGGACUGAAAGAAGCUGACGUGGUUUGCAGGCAGCUGGGAUGUGGAUCUGCACUCAAAACAUCCUAUCAAGUAUACUCCAAAAUCCAGGCAACAAACACGUGGCUGUUUCUAAGUAGCUGUAACGGAAAUGAAACUUCUCUUUGGGACUGCAAGAACUGGCAAUGGGGUGGACUUACCUGUGAUCACUAUGAAGAAGCCAAAAUUACCUGCUCAGCCCACAGGGAACCCAGACUGGUUGGAGGAGACAUUCCCUGUUCUGGACGCGUUGAAGUGAAGCAUGGUGACACAUGGGGCUCCGUCUGUGAUUCGGACUUCUCUCUGGAAGCUGCCAGCGUUCUAUGUAGGGAAUUACAGUGUGGCACAGUCGUCUCUAUCCUGGGGGGAGCUCACUUUGGAGAGGGAAAUGGACAGAUCUGGGCUGAAGAAUUCCAGUGUGAGGGACAUGAGUCCCAUCUUUCACUCUGCCCAGUAGCACCCCGCCCAGAAGGAACUUGUAGCCACAGCAGGGAUGUUGGAGUAGUCUGCUCAAGAUACACAGAAAUUCGCUUGGUGAAUGGCAAGACCCCAUGUGAGGGCAGAGUGGAGCUCAAAACGCUUGGUGCCUGGGGAUGCCUCUGCAACUCUCACUGGGACAUAGAAGAUGCCCACGUUCUUUGCCAGCAGCUUAAAUGUGGAGUUGCCCUUUCUACCCCAGGAGGAGCACAUUUUGGAAAAGGAAAUGGUCAGGUCUGGAGGCAUAUGUUUCACUGCACUGGGACUGAGCAGCACAUGGGAGAUUGUCCUGUAACUGCUCUGGGUGCUUCACUAUGUCCUUCAGGGCAAGUGGCCUCUGUAAUUUGCUCAGGAAACCAGUCGCAAACACUGUCCUCAUGCAAUUCAUCAUCUCUGGGCCCAACAAGGCCUACCAUUCCAGAAGAAAGUGCUGUGGCCUGCAUAGAGAGUGGUCAACUUCGCUUGGUAAAUGGAGGAGGUCGCUGUGCUGGGAGAGUAGAGAUUUAUCAUGAGGGCUCCUGGGGCACCAUCUGUGAUGACAGCUGGGACCUGAGUGAUGCCCAUGUGGUGUGCAGACAGCUGGGCUGUGGAGAGGCCAUUAAUGCCACUGGUUCUGCUCAUUUUGGAGAAGGAACAGGGCCCAUCUGGCUGGAUGAGAUGAAAUGCAAUGGAAAAGAAUCCCGCAUUUGGCAGUGCCAUUCACAUGGCUGGGGGCAGCAAAACUGCAGGCACAAGGAGGAUGCAGGAGUUAUCUGCUCAGAGUUCAUGUCUCUCAGAUUGACCAGUGAAGCCAGCAGAGAGGCCUGUGCGGGGCGUCUAGAAGUUUUUUACAACGGAGCUUGGGGCAGCGUUGGCAGGAGUAGCAUGUCUGAAACCACUGUGGGUGUGGUGUGCAGGCAGCUGGGCUGUGCAGACAAAGGGAAAAUCAACCCUGCAUCUUUAGACAAGGCCAUGUCCAUUCCCAUGUGGGUGGACAAUGUUCAGUGUCCAAAAGGACCUGACACGCUGUGGCAGUGCCCAUCAUCUCCAUGGGAGAAGAGACUGGCCAGGCCCUUGGAGGAGACCUGGAUCACAUGUGACAACAAGAUAAGACUACAAGAAGGACCCACUUCCUGUUCUGGACGUGUGGAGAUCUGGCAUGGAGGUUCCUGGGGGACAGUGUGUGAUGACUCCUGGGACUUGAACGAUGCUCAAGUGGUGUGUCAACAACUUGGCUGUGGUCCAGCUUUGAAAGCAUUCAAAGAAGCAGAGUUUGGUCAGGGGACUGGACCCAUAUGGCUCAAUGAAGUGAAGUGCAAAGGGAAUGAGUCUUCCUUGUGGGAUUGUCCUGCCAGACGCUGGGGCCACAGUGAGUGUGGACAUAAGGAAGACGCUGCAGUGAAUUGCACAGAUACUUCAGCGCGCAAAACCUCACGGAAAGCCACAACAGGUCACACAUCCCGUCAGUCAUCCCUUAUUGCAGUCGGAAUCCUUGGAGUUGUUCUCUUGGCCAUUUUCAUCGCAUUAUUCUUGACUCAAAAGCGAAGACAGAGACAGCGGCUUACAGUUUCCUCAAGAGGAGAGAACUUAGUCCACCAAAUUCAAUACCGGGAGAUGAAUUCUUGCCUGAAUGCAGAUGAUCUGGACCUAAUGAAUUCCUCAGAAAAUUCCAAUGAGUCAGCUGAUUUCAAUGCUGCUGAACUAAUUUCUGUGUCUAAAUUUCUUCCUAUUUCUGGAAUGGAAAAGGAGGCCAUUCUGAGGCACACUGAAAAGGAAAAUGGGAAUUUAUAA